AUGGAAGGUGCAGAAGAAGGAAUAGAGAGGGUUGUGGACUCGAAGGACAUGCAACAGCAGACAAAAGCUUUCGACAAGCUCACUGACCGGGUCGAGGAUCACCAACUCGAUUCCUCUCGCGUCCAAGAGGCCAUGGCAUCAAUUGCUGCAUCUGCUGAAGCUGAUUUGCAAGCCAUGCGUUUGAGGGAGAAAGAAUUAGCUGCUGUUAAGAUAAAUGCCGCCGAUGUUGACAUUAUCGCUAAUGAAUUAGAGCUGGAUAAAAAGGUGGCUGAAAGGACCUUGCGUGAGCAUAAAGAAUUUUUGGAUAUCUCCAGGUACCAUGACAGGUCUGUUCUUCUCCAUGCAUCAAAUUGA
Sphenostylis stenocarpa is the source of this 354-nucleotide messenger RNA. Lineage: Eukaryota; Viridiplantae; Streptophyta; Magnoliopsida; Fabales; Fabaceae. The record is from the annotation of a GenBank genome assembly.